This is a messenger RNA of Salmo salar (Atlantic salmon), 1656 nucleotides long. Its product is annotated as peptidase inhibitor 16. Gene Ontology annotation, cellular component: extracellular region. Lineage: Eukaryota; Metazoa; Chordata; Actinopteri; Salmoniformes; Salmonidae. The record is from RefSeq and is a predicted model, not a curated record.
GGGAGUCAAUAUUGUGGUUCUCCUGUGGAGAACGGGGUGGAUCCACUCCCUCUUAAUAUACCCAGGCUAAGGAGGCUGAGCUUUACAUCUAAGAGAAGAAGCAGAGCAGCUGGAGUACACACACACACUACACACUACACACACUCACAAAACACACACGUACACACUGUAAACACACACUCACAUACAGAAACAGACAAACAGCAAGGCUGACACCGGCAGAUAUCUGAAGUUCUUGAGAGAGAGAGAGGGAGAGAGGACUUCACUUCCCAGACAGACAUGCUGAGGGGGACAGCUCUCUGGGCUGGCCUGAUGGGACUGUAUGUCAUCGUCACCCAGUGUCCAGCCGCCUGCCAGCUGAGCCAGGAGGACGCGGAGACCCUCAUGGAGCUGCACAACAGCUAUCGGGGCCAGGUGGUACCCAGUGCCACCUACAUGCGUAAAGUGAAAUGGGAUGAGAAGCUGAAGAUCCUAGCUGAGGGCUACGCUGUGAAGUGUGUGUUGGAACAGAACCCGGAUCUAGAGUUGCUGAACACGGGAGAGAACCUGUUUGUGUCAAAUGAGCCCUUGGACCUCAACAUGACCAUGGAGAAUUGGUUCUUGGAGCACCUAGACUACGACUACAACAACAACAGCUGCCAGGAUGACAGGAUGUGUGGACACUACACUCAGAUGGUGUGGGCGGACUCUCACUCUGUGGGCUGUGCUGCUCAUCGCUGUGACACCAUAGAGGGGCUGUCCUUCGAGAAAGUUACCUUCCUGGUCUGCAAUUAUUACCCAAAAGGUAAGUUUAAGGAUGGGAAACCCUAUGAGGAAGGUGAAUGGUGCUCCAAGUGCCCAGACAAUGUGCCACGAUGUGAUCAGAACCUCUGUGUGCCUGAUGCCCCCGAGCCUUCAGAGGAGCCUGAUGUUGAGGAGCAUGAUGCCCCCGAUCCUUCAGAGGAGCCUGAUGUUGAGAAGGAUACAACAGAGAGCUCUACCCCACACACAGGCACCGCCACAGAGCCUGGGUAUGAGGAGGAGGGGGAUGAGACAGGCACGGAGCCUGGGGACGAGGAGGAAGAGGAGGAGACAGGCACGGAGGCUGGGGAUGAGGAGGAAAAGGAGGAGUGGGAGGGGGAGGAGAGAGCAGCGGAGAGGGAGAAGGAGAGGACUAGGAACCAACCUCCAGCCAAUGCAGGAAGGAUCACUACCCCCCUACUUCUUGUUACCAGCCUAUUGGCUUUACUCUCACUAGGAUUGUGAGGGAAGGUAUGAGAGUAAGGCAUGACACACAUACACACACACUAUCUGGAACUGAACUGGACAUUGCUGGAAGUUGAAUUACAUUGUGCUAUAGCCAUGUCUAUAGCAGAGGGAUUUGUUGAUGGUUAUUUUGUUAUUAUUUGCUCGCUAGUAAUUAUUGUUGCUAGUUUGACAUAUGCCUUCUUAGCAAUAGCAAUAAGCACACAACAUACAAUAGUUAACAAUGUAUUAUAACAGUUGUAUAAUAACAGUUACGACCUGUUACAAAUGUAACAGCAAUACAUUUUCUUAAAGCAAGGCAUGUCCUCUACAUGAAUGUGAUUUGUAAACCUAAAGGAGCAUAACUACUGUCAAUAUUGAAUAUUUCUGUAAAUGUCUGUCUAUAGAGUAUAAUAAAUAUUGUUUCUUCUA